AAAUAAGGGGGCGGGGCCCGCGUGUGGCAGCGAUGACGUGACGUAAGGUCCAGCCUUGCGGAGAGAGCGCAACAAACAUGGCGACAGAGCGGAGCGGACAGGGGUGUCUUCUAACUUUCAUCGUGUUCCUUUGGAGCUCUGUCGGCGGGCGGACGGAGACGUCGAGCCCCAGUUCCAGCAGUCAGAUCCUGGGCAUGCGGCUGGAGAGGAGCGACAAAGCGGCCAGCACGACAGAGGACGGGGUCAUCCAGGUAACGGAGGAGAGCAGCGUCGUGCUCAGGUUUUAUGGGGUGUACCUGAGCUCGGACGCAGCAUCCCACAUCAGGUUCACCGAGUAUGUGGAUACGGGGGACAGUGACGAAUUAAACAGGACUUGUGAGGAUUUCACCAAAGACCUGAGCAUCAGCACCUUCAUGAACGUGAGCAAUAGAGGGACGUCAGGUCUGGUGAGUGUGUAUGUGAAGCCACUGCGUAAGAGUGAACGAGAAAAGACCUACAGCCUAUGUGUCAGGCAGGGUUUGGGAGACAAAUGGGUCCAGUUGGGUGAAAAUGAUGGAAGAUUGUUAGUCAUAGAGGAGAAAGAAACUUUUCUACCUCUUUGGUUCCAAAUCAUCCUGAUUUCAGGUUUGCUGGUGCUGUCCGGCAUGUUCAGUGGGCUCAACCUGGGGCUCAUGGCGUUGGAUCCAAUGGAGCUUCGCAUUGUACAAAGCUGUGGAACUAAUAAGGAAAAGAAGUAUGCGCGAAAAAUCGAACCCAUUCGACGCAAGGGCAACUAUCUGCUUUGCUCUUUAUUGUUGGGUAACGUGCUGGUCAACACAACUUUGACGAUCCUGCUAGAUGAUUUGAUUGGGUCGGGGUUGGGAGCCGUGGUGGCAUCUACUGUUGGCAUUGUCAUAUUUGGUGAAAUCGUGCCACAAGCGCUGUGCUCACGCCAUGGUUUGGCCGUAGGCGCCAACACCAUCGUGUUGACCAAAUUUUUCAUGCUCCUGACCUUCCCAUUGUCAUUCCCCGUCAGUAAACUCUUGGACUGCAUUCUCGGGCAGGAAAUUGGCACCGUCUACAACCGUGAGAAGCUGGUGGAGAUGCUGAAGGUCACCGAACCCUACAACGACCUGGUGAAAGAAGAACUGAACAUCAUACAAGGUGCUCUGGAACUCAGAACCAAGACGGUUGAGGAUGUGAUGACGCCUCUGAGCAACUGCUUCAUGAUUCACAUUGACGCCGUGCUUGACUUUAAUACCAUGUCUGAGAUCAUGGAAAGCGGCUACACACGGAUACCCGUGUAUGAUGCCGAGCUCUCCAACAUCGUGGACAUCCUGUACGUCAAAGACCUGGCCUUCGUUGACCCCGACGACUGCACCACGCUUAAAACGGUCACCAAGUUCUACAACCACCCGGUGCAUUUCGUCUUCCACGACACUAAGUUGGAUGCCAUGUUGGAGGAGUUUAAGAAAGGUAAAUCCCACCUGGCCAUCGUUCAGAAGGUGAAUAAUGAGGGCGAAGGAGAUCCGUUCUACGAGGUUCUGGGUCUGGUCACGCUGGAGGACGUCAUUGAGGAGAUCAUCAAAUCUGAGAUCCUGGACGAGUCUGAUCUCUACACUGACAAUAGUAACAGAAAGAAAGUGGAUCCCAACAAGAACAAGAGGGACUUUUCUGCUUUCAAACAUGAGAGGGAAUCCCAAGUCAAGAUAUCGCCUCAACUAAUGCUAGCAGCGCAUCGUUUCCUCGCUACUGAGGUGAGCCUUUUCAAUCCGCUCCAGAUUUCAGACAAGGUCUUACUGCGUAUCCUCAAGCACCCGGAUGUCAUUCAGGAGAUUAAGUUCAACGAGAACGACAAGCGCUCGCAACAGCACUAUUUAUAUCAGCGCGGAAAACCUGUCGACUUUUUCGUCCUUAUCCUUCAGGGUCGGGUGGAAGUUGAGGCUGGAAAUGAGAAUAUGAUGUUUGAGACGGGUCCUUUCUCUUAUUAUGGAGUCAUGGCACUGACUACAUGCCUGGCUGUCACCCCCCCUCUCUCUCCUUCCGUGGUGUCGCCUCAUCCGCGCCGCCUUUCGCUUAAGAGGUUUUCUCUGUUCUCGCGUUUCCCAGAGUUUCGCUCCCCGUCUCACGUGAGUGGUCUGAACCGCUCGGCGUCUCUGAGCUGCACGGAGAGAGUCGACUCGGUGUCCAUCAUCGGCAGUAACAGUCAGCUCAAUAACAGCCCCGUGGCACAGUACGUCCCUGAUUUUAACGUGCGGGCCCUCACUGACCUGCAGUAUGUGAAGGUCACUCGUUCGCAGUACCAAACCGGCCUCCUGGCUUCAAAACUGGACAGCAUGCCCCAGUCCCCUGAGAGCAGCCAUAUCCGUCUGGAUCCCGGCCCUCUUCCACCUCUGACCCCUCCCAUGUCCUCCACCGCGAACCACACCACAGCGCCGCCGGCACCCAGAGAGAACGGGCCGGAUGAGACAACCACGCUGCUCAACGACAAGAACAGCCUGUCCAAACGCCGUCCGAGCCACAUCCACCCUCAGAACCAGCCGCACCUGAACACCAACUCCAACUCCAGCCCCGCCCCCCAUCCCCACGGCAACAGCAGCCCGACGCCCCUCCCCAACCCUCACGCGCAUCACAUGCACACGUUCACGCACGCGCACACCGAGAGCACCAUUUGACGACACUAAUCUGGGGCUCAGAGAGCUCCAGAGCUGACCGAAGGCGAUCGCACAAGCACAAAUACACUCUUUCUCUCGAUUCGAGAGGACAAAGGCGUGUUAAAAAACUCCAAAAAGGUGCGUCGUCUUCAACAUUGAACGUGAUCUCACUGUGAUUUUAGGGGCUGCGGGUUCAGCCCGACAUUGAGGUGUUUAGCUAUGCAGACUGUUAUGCCUGCUAUUGCAUGCUUAUCAUGUAGACACUCUCUCAAAGCUUUCAGCAUUGGUAUGCAACAAAUACCGUUUAAAGGCAUUAUACAAUUUCAUCAGUAUCUAACAGAAUUAUUGAACAAUAUGCACUUUUUAUAAUGUCUCUGACCCAGCAGCAUACAUUUGAGUGCUGUAGUUUUCUGAGAUUUUGACCAUAAGAGCACUUUGAGUCUCAUAAGCUAUUAUUGGACUGAACUAUCCUUUUAGCACAAACAAAGACAGUUCUGGUCGAGUUUUCCUGCUGUAUAGUACUAUAUGAUUUUGACAGCGUUCUUUCAAAGUCGAACACAUCAAGCCAAGGUGUUUUGGUAAUUGUGGUUAUGUGAUGUAGCUGUAUGUGGCGCAAUCAUAGCUCUACGUGACAAACGUGAAGGGAAACUUUGUAAAUAUAGUUUGAAGACGUGAAAUUUGCAGACGCAGAUAUGGUUUGGAAAACCCGACGUGGUCAGUUAGUUAGUGCUCAAAACAAACAUUUGUAACAAAAAAACAAAAUGAGCAUUGACCACUGCAUAUUCAGAUCUGUGAUAAAUGAUUCAAAACAUGAUAUAAUA
Sinocyclocheilus rhinocerous is the source of this 3454-nucleotide messenger RNA. Its product is annotated as metal transporter CNNM4-like. Gene Ontology annotation, molecular function: magnesium ion transmembrane transporter activity; sodium ion transmembrane transporter activity. Gene Ontology annotation, cellular component: plasma membrane. The transcript is spliced from 8 exons. NCBI's taxonomy places the organism in Eukaryota, Metazoa, Chordata, Actinopteri, Cypriniformes, Cyprinidae. Gene Ontology annotation, biological process: magnesium ion homeostasis; magnesium ion transport. Bases 78 to 2654 code for a protein of 858 amino acids. The record is from RefSeq and is a predicted model, not a curated record.